UUGUCCUUCUCGGUAUCCGUAGCCUGCAACAUCGGAUGACGUAGCGCCCGAGGAGUAGUUCCUGGUUAAUCCAAACAUCGACGACUCACAGCUAUUAACGAUUACAAAUUUAAUAAAUAACUUCAAUAAAUAACUUCAAAUGGCUGCUCAGAAGAUAAACGAAGCCCACGAACACAUCGCUAAAGCGGAAAAAUGCCUAAAGACAAGCCUGACGAAGUGGAAACCUGAUUUUGACAGUGCUGCAUCUGAGUACGCCAAAGCAGCUGUGUGCUUCAAGAAUGCAAAGCAGUAUGAACAAGCAAAGGAUGCUUACCUGAAGGAGGCAGAGUACCACACAGAAAACAAAACCCUUUUUCAUGCUGCAAAGGCCAUCGAACAGGCAGGCAUGAUGAUGAAGGAACAAAAGAAAAUGCCAGAGGCCAUCCAGUAUAUAGAGAAAGCCUGCAUGAUGUACAUGGAGAAUGGGACUCCUGAUACAGCUGCUAUGGCUCUGGACCGGGCGGGAAAACUGAUAGAGCCUUUAAACCUGGAGAAAGCUGUUGAUCUUUAUCAGAAAGCAGCUGGUGUGUUUGAGAACGAAGACCGUCUACGUCAGGCCGUGGAGCUGCUGGGAAAAGCCUCCAGACUCUUGGUCAGGUUAAAAAGGCUGGAUGAAGCUGCAGUCGCCCUGCAGAAGGAGAAGAACAUGUACAAAGAGAUUGAAAACUUUCCAAUGUGUUUUAAAAAAACAACCGCUCAGGUCCUGGUUCAUCUCCACAGAGGCGACUACGUUGCAGCUGAUAAAUGUGUCAGAGAAAGUUACAGUCUGCCUGGAUACAGCGGGAGUGAGGACUGUGUUGCCAUGGAGACGCUACUGCAGGGCUACGAUGAGCAGGACGAGGAUCAGGUUUACCGGGUGUGCAACUCACCUUUACUCAAGUACAUGGACAAUGAUUAUGCCAAACUGGCCAUCUCGCUGAAGGUCCCAGGAGGAGGAAAGAAGAAAAAGGCGGCUGCUGCUCCACAAGGGGGCGCCAGUGGGGCACCAGCUGCUAAAGAGGAGGAUGAGGAUGAGUAUGAAGGAGGGCUGUGUUAGCCUUCAUCUUUCAGACCACACCCCCUCAGCAUGUGGCUUGAAAAAUGGCUGUUUGAUCCUACAUGUGCAAGAAAAUGAAACAAUAAUCCCAACAGGUCAUUUGGGUCAGAUUAAUCGAUAUUAAGCCCUUAUUGUUAUUCUUUGAGGUGGCCGCUCCGCCUGCUCUGUUGUUUGUUGUCUCAGUGAAGCUGUACAUAGUGCUGUUACUGUUUGUGGGUAAAUCGCAACAUUACUUUAGAUAUGUUCAAAUGAUCAGCACUGAAUGUGUCUGAUGACCUCAUCAGUGUACAAGUGUUUAUUUGUACAGUUAAUUUAUUCAGUAUUCAUGGCUAUUUAAGACUUUAGUGGAGCAAAUAUGCAAACAUACUGGGAAUGCAUGUUUCAGAUAAUAAAAGGGUCAAAUCAAAACUAUAACAGAUGAAAUUAAUUAUGAUUUUAGCUCAAUGUAGAUGGAUUUUGUUUGUCUACCUCAAGGUGUGUGCUACCCUAAAAUAAACAUCUUGAAUGUGUCCUUGUUUACACAUUUUAGUUAGUUUGGUUUUUUUAAGCAAAAGGGACCAUGAUUUCCUUGUUUGUGAUAAAAUCAGCCUGCUUUAAAACCAAUACCUAAAGUCCAAACUUUGCACAUGCAUCAAUAAACAUUUCCCUUGUUCCACA
Nothobranchius furzeri (turquoise killifish) is the source of this 1732-nucleotide messenger RNA. It is a transcript of the gene napgb, whose product is annotated as N-ethylmaleimide-sensitive factor attachment protein, gamma b. Gene Ontology annotation, cellular component: vacuolar membrane; SNARE complex. Gene Ontology annotation, molecular function: soluble NSF attachment protein activity; syntaxin binding. Gene Ontology annotation, biological process: intracellular protein transport. The record is from RefSeq and is a predicted model, not a curated record. Lineage: Eukaryota; Metazoa; Chordata; Actinopteri; Cyprinodontiformes; Nothobranchiidae.